AUGGCGAUUGCGGUGUCUCAAAUCAGAAAGGUCGCCGCGGCGGUAGCGGACGAGCAAUGGGGCGACGACCCGCCGCCGCUGAAUUCCUACUUACCUCCUUACGCCCCGCCUCCCACUCCCGCGCUAACGUCCAAAUCGGUAUUUUCUCCCAGUAUACCGCAACGAAGCUUCCCACCUCCGUUAAUGUCGGAACUCGCGUUCUCUCCUCGCUCCCGUAACUCCGACGGCUUCCCUCCGGCGUUCCUCGAAACGCAGUCAACCGCGGCGAGCUCCGUCAAGACCGCUCCAAACUCCGAAGAAGCGCAAUCGGAGCGCCCGCUUCUCCUUCUGCGGCCAGACCCUAACGACGCUGAGCAGAUGAACGAGGACCGGCAGCUAUGCGACAAGGUGCGAGCAAUGCAGCUCCAGCGAUUCCUCGACGACUGCCUUGCGAGCGCCGUCGCGUCGCAGACGCCAAUCGUCGGUGGCGUUUCACACCCCGCUCCGCUUCUUCCGGGUCUCCCUCCCGUUGCCUUCAGCACGUCCAGCUGUAACAGCGAGCCGUCGGAUGGCAGCCGCGUGUCGCUCCAAUCGCCGUCGCUGUCGCACGCUCCGUCGCACGCGCCGUCGCAUGCGCCGUCGCAGUCGCACUCGCAAGCGUCGUCCAGGGAGAAGCAGAAGCAGGGUGGCGGUUCCUGGCCGGUGUCGCCACGUCACGCGCACGGCGAGUCGCUCAUGGAUCAGGUCGACGAAGAUUGGAUUCGAGCGCAGGCCGCAAAACAAGCGCGCGCGUCUUCCGCCACUGCAGAUGACGACAAAGAGUAUGCUGCUGGUGGGGGGGAUGGUACUUGUGGGGAAGCCGAAGCGAAUGGAACGACUAAAGAGAAAGAGGAGAGCAUAGCAGGUCAGUCGACGUGUCAAAAGAAGGAAGUUUCCGGGAAUCUCGUGCACGAGAGGCCCAACCAUGGUAGCCGCGCGAGCAGCGUGAGUAGCGGAGGAGUCGGCGCUAUAGACUGGGUAGCAGGCAGCAGCGUGAACGCGUCUAGUAACAAGUCUUCCCCCGAACUUCCCGCGGAUGACUCCCCGCAUCCCGCCAUUCCCCCCUCCGCCCCCGCCUCCGCCCUCCAUCGCGAAAAGCCCUCCGCUCCCCCCGCGUUCGCCUUCCCCCAGGCGCAGCCUCCCCCAGGACUCGCCGCUGGUGACUUAAAACCGCUCCGCCCACCCCCCGGCGCGUAUAGGAGGUCGAUGUCGAUGGCUGACGUGGACAAGGGCGCGUACAAGCGGUCGAUGUCGAUGGCUGACGUGGACAUGGGGAAGAGCCACGUGUCAAGCGCUAGGGUAGCUGAGCGGCAAAGCUCGCUGAAAAUGUCGUCGUCGGUUGAAUUUCCAGCCCUGAGGCGAUUCGCAGGCGUCGCAGGCGACGUAGGCGACGUCGCGAGGCCCGAAGACGUGAUUUGGAAGAAUCUUAUCGCGUCCGCUCAGGUUCACAACCGCGAGCUUUCGGGGCUACGCGAGGCGUCUUGUAACGCGAACGAGCGAGUCAGAAGCGGCAACAGCGAGUGUGACAGUAGCGAAGGUCUGGGCUCGUCGAGCGUGAAACGGAAACCGGUUACGGUGCUCGAAGGUUUAAAGGAGGUGGAGGAAGAGGGAAAUGCGCUCCAGGUGACACCCCGAGAGGAAGCUUCGCGCGAGAUAACGCCUCGACCUUCCACUGCUCGAGAGGAAACUUCGCGAGAAGUUACGCCUCGUCCCUCUACUGCUGCUACUGACGUCGCCUCUACCCCUAGAACUGACGUUCCUUGGACUCCCACCUUUGAACGAGACGGGUCCAUGCCGCCUUCCACGCCGCAAUCGGCGGCGGAGGCCGCGGCGGAGAGGGCCGCGCGGAAGGCGGCGCAGGGGUCGUGCAUUCUGCCGAAAGUGGCGCAGUCCCCGCGGCGGCGCAACAGCGGGCUGUUCCGCAAGCAGGGCUCCGGAAGGCUUGAUGGGCCGCAGAGACAGGGGUCGGGGAGGGGGCUGGAUGGGGCGCAGAGGCAGGGGUCGGGGAGGGGGCUUGCGGGGCUGGCUUCCGCGGCAGCGGGCGCAGCAGCGGGGGCAGGCGCGGGGGCGGGUAGGCGGAGCAUGUCGCGCAUGUCUUCCGUUAAGAAAUGGCGGGUGCUAAACGCGCUGGUUAAGCAGAUGAACGUAGACGAUGCGGAGAACGAGACUGCUGACGACGGGAACGGCGGCGGCGGUGGCGGGGGCGGGUUUGCAGCGACUGAAACGCACUCCGGGGCGAUAAAGUCCGAGUCCGAUAAGAGCGGGUGGGGCGCGCCGAGCUUCUCGGGAAUGAGCGUUGGGGGGGAUACGGAGGGCGGAGGGGGCGGGCAGACGGAGGAAUUCAGCGCCCCCUGGAGUUUCGGCAGUAUGGGGGAUGUAGAGCGGUUCAAUAGCACUACAGGGGGUGGAUUCGCGGAUUAUAGCGUGGCGGCUGCGAGCGUGUGCCAGGUGUCCCCCGCAAUUUUCGAGGCGCACUUGCAUUUGGCAGAGACAAUGGCACGUGAGGAGAUGGAGCGGCAGCAGCGGCAGGAGGGGCGGCAUGGCAAGGGGCCUAGAACGCCGAGAACGCCCAGAACGCCGAGGGGCAUGGGAUUCCGCAGCAGCUCGCGCAGCAGCUCCCGCCGUCACCAAAAGAGCUCCUGGGACCCACACCACGUGUCAGUGCGGGCAGCCAAGGUCAAGCGAGCCAUCGGCCACGUGUUUCGCAAAAUCACCGCCAAGCCAUUGGGUUUCCUGCGCAAGUUCAAUCCCGCGUGCCGGGCUCCAUGA
This is a messenger RNA of Closterium sp. Yama58-4, 2787 nucleotides long. Lineage: Eukaryota; Viridiplantae; Streptophyta; Zygnematophyceae; Desmidiales; Closteriaceae. The record is from the annotation of a GenBank genome assembly.